AUGGCAGAGACAGGGAGUAGGCUUCCCAAGAGAAGGAAGCUGGACGACUCUUUCACAGAUUCAGAACAGCUACAUCGUCUAUUUCAAUUCUCAAAGCAUUCAAGCUCGGCGGAAGUCCAGACAGCGAUCCAAAAGUUCAAUGACUUCCUAUCGGGUAUUCGCAAUGACGGUGGUGCCAGCAAGAACCGCACUGAGCAAUUGCAAAUCCUGCGAAAGUAUUGUGAGGAGCAAGCAUCUGCCUCUCACGAUCAAAUCGACUUCCCCGAUAUUUUCGCCACCUGGGCUCACGCCAGUGAAUCCAAUGAUGAAGCUGUACUAGUGGCCGCCCCUUCGUUAUUGGUGCAAUUCUUCCAGACCAUCUCUGGUCAUCUGGGUUUUCGCGACUUCGGCCUCUCUCUGUGCCACAGCUUGCUGAAACGUGACCAGCUACGGUUAUUUGAGAAGGCUCUCUCAGCGCCCAGAAGCAAAGACUCUCUAAUAGCUAUCAAUUUACAGCUUUUGACAGAGAUCAUCUCAUUUGAUGAAGGUGCACUUGCGAGCAAUGUCUUUGGUCGCAGAGAUUCUCUCUACAAGAGACUUGAUGGGAUCCUCAGCAACGGACGUUCAGCUCAAGGAAAUCUGCUGUCAGCACAUAGAGAAGCUUUCAAGUUCUUGCUGGCAAAUCUAAAGUACCUUGAUACGACAGCGAAGACGGAAAUCAUCACCCAUGGGAAAACACUGUACUCGGCUAUCAGCAGCCUUCCACAAGAGGAGCCAAAACUUGUUCUCGAGACAUUGGAUGCAUUUGAAGAGUGGAUACUGGAAGAUAAGACCUUGCCUAAGCAACUCAAAGGUCGAUGUUUCAAUUCUGGAGUUCUGGCAGCGCUGGCGAAGUUGUACGAUUAUGAACAGGAUCAGCAGAAUGCUCUCGACACGUAUCACGCUCAAUCACCAGUACGAGACUCGUUGCACAACUUGUUACUGAAAAUCUGCUCUUCAAACAAAGCAAUACUGCUCCCACAGACAGGCUGGUACCCCGUAGGGACAAAUCCCGAGAGAGUGGAGCUCGAUGAAAACACUAUCGACCUAGGUCUAGACUCACCAUAUUACUUUGACAAGUAUACGGAAAAGAUACCUGUUAAGAACGGUGGGCUGUCAACCUUUGUCCAGGGCCUAAAACCAGGGGAAGAUGUCUUACACGCCAGACUAAUCACCACCAUCUUCGCUGCUGCUCCAGAACUGGUGGCUGAGUAUUUCUCUAAGAAGCAGAAGUUCUUAGCAGCGUCCAGUGAUGAUCCACUCUGGAGAGGACAGUUCGCUUUCUUAUUCUCCGUGGUGCAACUUGAGGUUCCCAGGCAUCUGGGCUGGCCCGAACGUCUUCCCGCAACACCACCACCCCUAUCGGUCGCAAUUGAAAGCAUUGUUCCGCGGCCGCUAGAGCGGUCGAUCACCACCAAAUGCCUACAUUCGGAAGAUGAAAUUGUUGUAUUAUCCACACUACGUUUCCUGACCAUCGCGCUCGAUAAACUGGAUUCUACGUUGAGGAUCAUAGACAAAGCGGCGGCCACAUCUCAACUGUGGAGUCAGGCAUGGAUCAAACUCACCAAUCUAUUUGUUGAACGGGUACCACCUCUGCAAGAAGUGGUUGCGACUUUACAUAAGCUCGAGCCAGGAAAGGAGCAACUCCGUGCCACUGUGCUCGAAUGCAUUGCAAAAUAUCACAAAGUCCUACCUUCCGCCGCGGCGGGGCUGAAGUUUGACCUCACUCCUCUGCUCAGUAAAGCCCUAUUGACGCUGGAGUCGGAGGAUCUGGAUGAAUCAAUCCGAAAAACCUUACACGAGCAACUCUCACAUCAGCUCACCAUCGCGAAGGGGUCUUCUGUGACCAAAUGGUGGCACAAGGCAACUGCGGAAACACUUUCUCCUGUGACUCUCCUGUUGAGAUUCUGCGUCAAGUCUCCUGAGACCACCCUCACAAAACAAGCAACAAACGUCCUCAGAGAUCUAAUCACCGGCAAGGGCGUGUUGAGCUCUACAACCCGCUCCCUUGACGCUCUCCUAACAAGUCUAUCGCCUACCACGAAAUGGCAGGCCGAAGAAGCGACGUACCAAUUCGUCGACAACUGCAUGACACGCACAAUGCAGCGGCCGGUGAAGUACCUCGACCAGGUCGAACAUCUACAAAUGGUGGUGUCGGACGAAAAGGCCCUAAGUCUCAUCGCAUGUUGCGUGACUGAGCAGUGGCCAUUCGUGCUCAAAAAGGGAGAUAAGGCUUCGACAAAGGAGAUCGCGGGAUGGAUUGCGCGAUUCUUCACAGCACUAGAUUCUGCAAUGGAGAAUUAUCGAGUUUUGAUGCAUUUCCAGACUGAUAUGCUGAGCGCGACUGAAGAUGAUAAGAAAGCGUGGAAUGCACUCACGAGCGCAUUCGAGAAGCAGCGAAAGAAACCUAUUACGUUGGUUGAAUCCACCUUAUCUGAUGAUGUUGAAAACGCCAGCACCUCCGACGUUUUAGAAGAUGCGAAUUAUCUGUCCCAAUCUCAAGAAGCCAUUCAACUGGACAAGGUCUUCCCGAAGUUACCGAUAAUACCAAAGACGUUGACUGGACUCACCCGCUGGUCCAAACCGGAUUUUGAAUCGGCAGUCCAAUCUGGACGGUUGGCAAAUUUGAUCCGCUGCCUAAUUUCCAGCGAUCAGGAGGUCCGUCUGCAGGCAUUUCACAUCCUACAGACGGUGAUGCAUGCCGUCGAGCAGUCGAGCUACAGUGAGAAAACGCAACUCUAUAUUCUCUUCGGCGAAAUCAUUGAGACCGUGAAGAAUCACAGCCUCAAGUUGUGUACCGGACCUCCAGGAGCGACAGCACCACCUUCUAUUACCUUCGAACUCGCCAUCUCGAUGCUCAACGUCAUCUCGGAUCCCUCAUCACCAUUCUACCAAAAGACAAACAAAUUCCUCCUCCGCAGCCCAUCAUGGAACGUCAACCAACUCAUCCCAUACUGGACGAAUGAGAUAUUCCUCACAGAACCCGAGAGCGACGAUGUCUUCGGGCCUCUUUCCUCCAACACCUCCACAGAUAUAAGCAACAAUACCCUGGUCAUAGUAGACAGCAAGAAUGCCCAACACGUUGAGAUCUCGCACCUCCUCGCCACGGUGCUCAUCCCAUCACUUCGCACUUCAGUGGAUCUGGAUCUUUUCCGCCGCGCACAGAUUUACACGCGGCUGUUCUCGUACUAUCUCGCACCAGUGUGCCACAAGGCGAUCCGCAAGCAAAUCUUACAUGUCGUGCACCUGACGAACCAGAUCCCGGGCGGCAGUGACAUGCUGAUCACGAGGACAGGUGUGCGCGAGUGGUUACGCAUCGCAAGAGAGAUCCGCGACCACAGUGGGCAUGGGCCUUCCAGCUUCGGCCAGGUCGAUGUGGAAAUCACGGCGAUCGUGGACGCUUUGCUGCUUGAGGUCACGGAAAAGAGUGACCGACGGGAGAUUGAGCGUUGGGAGGAUAGGACAUCGCUUUUCAAGCAGCGUGAUUCCGACAAGCGGGUUGGUGAAAUUGCUGUUUGA
Molecule: messenger RNA, 3537 nt
Organism: Exophiala aquamarina CBS 119918
Lineage: Eukaryota; Fungi; Ascomycota; Eurotiomycetes; Chaetothyriales; Herpotrichiellaceae
Exons: 2
Coding region: 1-3537 (1178 amino acids)
Biological process (GO): maturation of 5.8S rRNA from tricistronic rRNA transcript (SSU-rRNA, 5.8S rRNA, LSU-rRNA); maturation of LSU-rRNA from tricistronic rRNA transcript (SSU-rRNA, 5.8S rRNA, LSU-rRNA)
Cellular component (GO): nucleolus
Source: RefSeq, a predicted model, not a curated record